CAGUUCACACACACACUGGUGUUCGGAACUUCGUUCAUACGGCGGCCAAUAUUCCCUCUUUCUCGGUCACAUUUCUUAACAAACUCCGCGGUUAUUGACGAUACAAUAUCCUGGAAUGCCAUGAGUUGGAGCCCUCUGAGUCAGGGCUCGUGUGGGAGGACCCUCUAAUUAUCAUCAGAAGCAAGGCACGAGAGAAUGCAUGUGUUGUGCAUGCAGUUGCGUGAGCACGAGAACAGUGAGAAACAAGCUUCUCCCGAAUUGCCUCUUAUCGUAAAUGGCGACACCAAUAUCAGACUCAAUCCGAUUAUCUACUUCGCGAAGUAUGACGAUCAAUCCGUUCCUAGGAACAUCAUCAUAUACAAAAAGCCAGGAUGCAGAUUUUUGGUAGGUCAGGACAAAUGGGAAGGUUUGGUUUUCCCAGCAAGGCUUCUGGUCCCCGAAUAUUCUCCGAACGCUGGAGGGGGGGGGGGUGCGACUUAUCUUCGUGAAGCUCCGAAGAAGAACAGAAGGGAAUUCGGUAGCAAAAGAACUGCCAGAAGGGGUUGGUUGCGGACGAAAGGAACAAAAAUACCCCAAGACAAGCCAGAAUCGUUAUAUUGGGAUUCGUCCGCAUACAGCGUGGUCUGUCGAAUGCCAGAACCGACACACAGUGGGGAUUAAUGCAACCACCGGUCGCCCUUCCGAUCACUCCGUCCGGACAAAUAGAAUAGCUAGUAACGUACUUGCAACCUCUGGUAGUUUUGAUUAACAGAGGAUAGUGCUUGCCUUGCCUUUCCCAGCCUUUCCCAGCGGUCAAGUCCGUGAGGAGACUGAUGUUGGCCCAUUCAGGUCAGUUGAAUGUGCAGAGCAAAUUCAGAGUGAGUGAA
Molecule: messenger RNA, 866 nt
Organism: Cantharellus anzutake
Lineage: Eukaryota; Fungi; Basidiomycota; Agaricomycetes; Cantharellales; Hydnaceae
Exons: 1
Coding region: 196-660 (154 amino acids)
Source: RefSeq, a predicted model, not a curated record